GCGACGGAAGCCGAGAGGGACCUGGGGCGGAAGGGGACCCGGGCCAGGCUUGUGUUCGGUGCCUUGGCGGGGCUGGGGUUCCGAUGUGGUCCCCGGGGCGGGAGGCCCAGGCCCCGACCGGGGGAGACCCGGCGGGCCUCCUGCCGCCCGAGUGGGAGGAGGAUGAGGAGCGCAUGUCUUUCCUGUUCUCCGCCUUCAAGAGGAGCCGCGAGGUGAACAGCACCGACUGGGACAGCAAGAUGGGCUUCUGGGCGCCGUUGGUGCUGAGCCACAGCCGCCGCCAAGGGGUGGUGCGCCUGCGUCUGCGGGACUUGCAGGAGGCCUUCCAGCGCAAGGGCAGUGUCCCUCUGGGGCUGGCCACCGUGCUGCAGGACCUGCUGCGUCGAGGUGAGCUGCAGCGAGAAUCAGACUUCAUGGCCAGCGUGGACAGCAGCUGGAUCUCCUGGGGGGUUGGAGUCUUCCUGCUGAAGCCCCUCAAGUGGACUCUUUCUAACAUGCUCGGGGAUAACAAAGUUCCAGCUGAGGAGGUGCUCGUGGCUGUGGAGCUGCUUAAGGAAAAGGCUGAGGAGGUUUAUCGCCUGUACCAGAACUCACCCCUCUCCUCCCACCCUGUGGUGGCCCUGUCAGAGCUGAGUACUCUGUGUGCCAACUCCUGCCCAGACGAGAGAACCUUCUACCUGGUGCUGCUGCAGCUGCAGAAGGAGAAGAGAGUCACGGUCUUGGAGCAGAACGGAGAGAAGAUUGUGAAGUUUGCCAGGGGACCACAUGCCAAAGUGUCUCCUGUCAACGAUGUGGAUGUUGGGGUCUACCAGCUGAUGCAGAGUGAGCAGCUUCUCUCUCGAAAGGUUGAGUCUUUAUCCCAAGAAUCUGAGAGGUGCAAAGAGGAAGCCCGCCGAGCAUGCCGAGCUGGAAAGAAGCAGUUGGCACUGAGGUCUCUCAAGGCCAAGCAGAGGACAGAGAAACGCAUUGAGGCCCUGCACGCCAAGCUGGACACUGUUCAAGGCAUCCUGGAUCGCAUCUAUGCCUCCCAGACAGACCAGAUGGUUUUUAAUGCUUACCAAGCUGGUGUGGGAGCCUUGAAACUCUCCAUGAAGGACGUCACAGUGGAGAAGGCAGAGAGCCUUGUGGACCAGAUCCAGGAGCUGUGUGACACGCAGGAUGAAGUUUCUCAGACUCUGGCUGGCGGGGUAACCAAUGGUUUAGAUUUUGACAGUGAGGAACUGGAGAAGGAGUUGGACAUCCUCCUUCAGGACACCACCAAAGAACCUUUGGACCUGCCCGACAACCCCCGUGAGACGCUUUAUACCAACAGUGUGCCUAAGCCUAGGAUCUUGGAUGCUGAACUUGAAGCUGAACUUGAGAAACUGUCCUUAUCAGAAGGAGGUUUGCAGGUCCCGAGCAGUAAAUCUCCGAAAAGGCAACUGGAGCCGACUCUCUAAAGCCAUUGCAGGGACUCAAGGGAAGGACCCUCGUGUAACAGAGGGACGACAGCCUUGUGUGUACAUAGUUAUUUAAUGAGAACCACUGAGGAGUUGUGAAGAGGAGGAAAGCACCACUCCUGACAGGACAGAUCCGGCUCCUGGAAGCCAUGCUGUGAAGCUCCCAGCUGCUGCCGUGGACCUCCUUCUCGUCUUUCUAGUGCCACAAUUUAUACAGUCCCGUGUGUGACCUUCGUCGUCGUCUCUGAUAGCCUGCAGUUCCCGCCCUUGGCUCCGUUAGGUUUGUCUUCACCCGCCAGCUUCGUGCCGGCCAGUGGAGGUGAAAGGUCCGCAGCUCUGCCCACCACAGCCAGCCCUGUCUUCCGCUGCUGAGGUCUUUAAAACCAAGUUUUGUUAUCUGCGGUGCCAUUUCAGCAGCUCCCCUGCCCUCUGCUUGUUGGAAUUAAGAGUGAGAGACCUGACAGCUGAUGUCUGGAGAAAUCUCGUCCACAAGAUGUUUCUCACAUGCUUUGUCAAAUUCUCUGGGUGUCCAUGCUCUGAGUGGUUCAGGGUCAUGGCAGUUGCGGGGGUGGCUUGUGUCGUUGGGGGCCAUAACCUCUUCCAUCUUAGGCAGAUGCAGAUCUGCUGAUGGGGAUGGGGAAGGGUUAAUCUCUCUUUUGAACCUGAGCAGGAGAAACCCAAGUCAACCACAGGCCCCACGGUGUAAAAGAAGCUAAGUUUUGCUUUGGCCCCAUCAUAAAUUACAUGUGUUUUCUGGAACAGGCCACGUGGUGCCACAUUCCCUGUUUCUUGAGCCUGACACUCGCUGCAGGCCCCUCCCUGUUAGGAUCUGGAAAGCGGUUUACCUCUGUCCAGCACUCAGGGCAGGGGGCCUGAGCCAGGAUGUGCAAUAGGAGGAGGUGACCCUGACCUGCUGCAUCUGCUGUGUGCUGCCACCGGCCCAGCUCU
Molecule: messenger RNA, 2387 nt
Organism: Peromyscus eremicus (cactus mouse)
Lineage: Eukaryota; Metazoa; Chordata; Mammalia; Rodentia; Cricetidae
Gene: Chmp7
Product: charged multivesicular body protein 7
Exons: 10
Coding region: 84-1439 (451 amino acids)
Biological process (GO): vesicle budding from membrane; late endosome to vacuole transport via multivesicular body sorting pathway
Cellular component (GO): multivesicular body; ESCRT III complex; cytoplasmic side of plasma membrane
Source: RefSeq, a predicted model, not a curated record